AUGGACACCGCCAGUAUAAGGAUAGAUGCUUCGUUGUUGCAAGAGAACGAAGGCAAGAUAGUUCGCAUUAUGGGCAAUUGUCAGUCUUUUGACGCGCCAGCAAGACACGCGUUACUUGAAGCAAAUGGAACUGUCAACUUGAAGUUGGUGUCUGACGAGACCUUGAGUGUUGGAAAAAACUACGAAAUUAUCGGCAAAGUCGGAGAUGGCCAGCUGGUUCAAACGUAUUCGGUGGUUGAAUUAUCGGACAAUGUCAACUUGCAAAUGGCUUCAAAACUAGUACAAUAUAUGAAGAAGGUGCCUGAGUUAUAUAUAUAA
Molecule: messenger RNA, 318 nt
Organism: Meyerozyma guilliermondii ATCC 6260
Lineage: Eukaryota; Fungi; Ascomycota; Pichiomycetes; Serinales; Debaryomycetaceae
Exons: 1
Coding region: 1-318 (105 amino acids)
Biological process (GO): DNA repair; DNA replication; DNA recombination
Cellular component (GO): nucleus
Molecular function (GO): DNA binding
Source: RefSeq, a predicted model, not a curated record